AAAAUCGAGUUUUCAAAAGAUGACGCGAGCGGCGUGGCGCGUCUGGUGUUGACGAACGCGAGCGGUCGCAACGCGAUGACUGGCAGAAUGUUCCUGGACUUGGAGCGAAUAGUCGAGGAGUUAGGGGCGUGGCCUACGGGGAAAUUGGUCAUCGUGUCGGGGGCGAAUGGCCAAUUCUGUUCGGGUGGCGAUCUGCGCAUCAUGAAGCGGCUAUGUGACCCGCAUAGUGGGUACACAAUGCACCGUUUCAUGAGCGAUUUGCUGCGUAGGUUUAAGCGCCUCCCACAGCUAUCGUUGGCCAAAGUGGAGGGGUGGGCGAUAGGGGGCGGGGCCGAGUUGACGUGCACGUGCGAUCUGCGUGCGUUCCACGUGAAUUCGCGGUUUGGCUAUGUGCAAUCGAAGAUUGGCGUCACGCCAGGUUGGGGUACCGCCCUCGACUUCUUCCGCAUCGUUGGUCGUGCGCGCGCCGUCGAAAUGCUCGCCAUGGGUACGGUAUUGAAGGGGGCGGAGCUUGCGGAAAAGGGGCGUGGCUUAGCUAAUCUGGUCUAUUCGAGCGAAGCGGAAUUUGAGGAAUAUGUUAACAAAUUGCUAGUGAAUAAUGUGACCCUGUUGAGGUCAAUCAAAAAAUUGGCACUUGUCCAUGAUUUGAAUGAUAAUAAUAUUAAUAUUAAUAAUAUAUAUAAUAAUAAUAUAAAUAAUAAUAAUAAUAAUGUGGAAAAUAUGGAUUUGGAAGGGAAGAAGUCAUUUUUGGAUCGCGAAGUAUUUUGCGAGAAUUGGGGCGGUGAGGCACAUUUGGCCGCGUUGAAGGCGAGUAAGAAAAUGAAAUAA
This is a messenger RNA of Anisakis simplex (herring worm), 828 nucleotides long. Lineage: Eukaryota; Metazoa; Nematoda; Chromadorea; Rhabditida; Anisakidae. The record is from the annotation of a GenBank genome assembly.